AUGAGUGACAGGAAGGUUGUUUUGGUUACGGGUUGUGCUAAAGGCGGAAUUGGCUAUGAAUACUGCAAGGCGUUUGCGUUGCAAAACUGCCACGUGAUCGCGUCUGAUAUACCACAACGGAUGGAUGACUUAGCUGAAUUACACGAAGACCAAAUCGAGACGUUAGAGCUUGAUGUUUUAUCGGAUGAAAGUGUUUCAUCGGCCGUGAAGAGAGUAAUAUCCAAUCAUGGCCGGAUAGAUGUGUUGAUCAAUAACGCUGGGAUAGGAAGCACUGGCCCACUAGCCGAGCUCUCUUUGAAUGAGAUCAAAAGGGCCUAUGAGAUCAACACAUUGGGACAACUUAGAAUGGUGCAACAAGUAGUGCCAUCAAUGGCUUCACGAAAAAGCGGGGUCAUAGUCAAUCUUGGGAGUGUGGUUGGGAAAGCUCCCACGCCUUGGGCCGGAUCAUAUUGUUCUACCAAAGCCGCGGUUCACGCAAUAUCCCACACGCUUCGGUUGGAACUAAAACCCUUUGGAAUUAAUGUAGUUUUGGUAAUACCCGGGGCUAUAAGAUCAAAUUUAGGGAGCCACAACGCGGGGCAGUUAUCGAAUUAUAAUUGGGAACUUUACAAAGAUUUUAGCAAAGAGAUAGCCGAGCGCGCUAGAGCUUCGCAAGUUGGUAAAUCCACUGAUGCAACGUUAUUUGCGCGUCAUAUUGCAAAAAAAGUUUUGAGCCCAAAACCGCCUAAGCAAAUAGUGUUUGGUCAUAUGACAUCUCUAUUCGCGUUCCUUUCGGUCACCCCGCUUUGGGUUAGAGAUCUGUUUUUCACAAAACGGUUCAACCUAGACAAGAAGAUUGUAUGAUCAUUUUGAUGUUUAAAUGUUAAUGUUGUAUUUCAUGUUUUAUGGGUGUUUAAUGUUAUAACAUAAAUGGGUGCUUUUGCCUGUGUACCAUCUUGUUAAACAACAUUAGUGUUUCUUGCAGAAUUUAUAAAUU
Helianthus annuus (common sunflower) is the source of this 976-nucleotide messenger RNA. Its product is annotated as short-chain dehydrogenase ptmH. Lineage: Eukaryota; Viridiplantae; Streptophyta; Magnoliopsida; Asterales; Asteraceae. Gene Ontology annotation, cellular component: endoplasmic reticulum. Gene Ontology annotation, molecular function: oxidoreductase activity. The record is from RefSeq and is a predicted model, not a curated record. The transcript has a single exon. Bases 1 to 843 code for a protein of 280 amino acids.